GGCUCAGUCUCUGCAUGCAUGCUCCACGCUGCACACUGACACGCAAUUAACACUCAAUUAAGCGCUUGCUACUUUCCACGACGCUGGACGGAGCCACCAUUCACUUGUGGAGGGUGUGGAAGCAGCCUGCUGCGAGCAUCCGUGCAAACAUGACCGAGGGCUGCGAGUUCGAGAUCGACGUGGAGAGCGUGGAGGCCGAGGCCGACGAUCAGUGCGAGCUGGCCGGCCGCGCGGCGGACGCGGAGGAGGAGCCGGCGGAGGGAGACGGCUGUCACGGCCACCGCAAGCCGGGCCUCGGCGGCCUGAGCCUGGGCGAGCAGCGCAAGCUGAGCCGCACGCCCAAGUGCGCCCGCUGCCGCAACCACGGCGUGGUGUCGUGCCUGAAGGGACACAAGCGCUUCUGCCGCUGGAGGGACUGCCAGUGCGCCAACUGCCUGCUGGUGGUGGAGCGGCAGCGGGUCAUGGCGGCGCAGGUGGCGCUAAGGAGGCAGCAAGCCACCGAGGACAAGAAAGGACUAUCUGGCAAACAGAUUCCAGCAGAGAGGCGGACCAUCUAUCAGCGACAUGUUCGUCCAUCCACUCUGCUGGCCAAAAGCAUCCUGGAAGGGUUUCGCCCGGGGCCGACCGACUCCUUCCUAGCCGUCAACCCCUCCCUCCCGCCGCCGCUGAGCGACCGGAUGAGGAAGCGGCGGGCGUUCGCCGACAAGGAGCUGGAGAGCAUCAUGCUGGAGCGCGAGUACAAGGAGCGUGAGCUGCUGGAGAACGGCCAAACCUCGCUGCUCUUCCCGAGCAACAUGGCGCACCACCCUGCCGACUACAACUCCUACAAGGCGGCGUAUUCGCCCGAGACGGCGCCCAAAGACCUGUGCGGCCUGCUGGGCCCCGCCUGCCUUGAUGUUUCCAUGCCGUACUCGGCCUCCGCCAACGUGGAGCUCAUCUCGUCCAACGUGAGCGUGGCCACCACUUACCGCCACUACCCGCUGCAACCGGCGCGGGGCGGCGGCGGCGGCGGCGGCGCGGGCUUCGUCAUGUGGCCCAGAGGGGCCGCCAACUUAGGCGACGCCCUUCUGUACCAGCAGUGCCUUUUCAACGCCACGGCGGUGCAAAACAUGAAGCCCGGCGCCAUCUGGGAGCCUAAAACCAUGCCCGCCGAGAGCCAGGCGCCGGAGCAGGACCCCACCGACGUGCUCGCCGCCUUGCCGCAGGACCCCGCCGAGCAAAAAACUGCCUGCGCCAAGCAAAGCGGGCAAAGAGAGUGCUCGGCCUUCUACCCCCCGAAGAGGAGCUUCGGUCCCGCCUUCCAUGACAGCUCGCCGCCGAUGAAAGCGGGCAAGGACGCCGGCAAGUUCUCGGUGAAGGUCAACUCCACCUUCCACUCGCUCAUCCAGCAUUCUUUGGCGGACAGGAACAGCGGCGGGGCGCCGUGCUGCAAGGAGCUCCUGCAGGAAGCCGCACGCAAGCUCAGGGAAAGCUCCGCCAGGGACGCUCAGGCCGCCAAAAUCGCCGGCAGGUACGCCAAAGACUUCACGUCCAAACCCGGCGGGACCAAGGUGGCCCCGGGCGAGUCCUUGUCCUUCUCUGUGGAGGCCAUUCUGAAAAGGCCUGCCAUGAGUCGGGCCUUCCAUUGAAUUAACACUAACCCUGUUUCCAUAUGAGUUGAGAAAUUGUGUUUGAUGUAAAUAUAAACGGAAUACAAUGAUUUGCAACCCAAAUUCAGUUGAAUAUGCUACAAAGACAACAUAUUUGAUGUUCAAACUGAUUAAAAAAAAUCAUUUUUGUGCAAAUAAUCAUUAGCUUUAGAAUUUGAUGCCAGCAACACCCGACAAAGAAGUUGAGAAAAGUGGCAAUAAAUACUGAUAAAGUUGAGGAAUGCUCAUCAAACACUUAUUUGGAACAUCCCACAGGUGUGCGGGCUAAUUGGGAACAGGUCUUUCGCAAGAAAGGACGGGGCGAGGUACACCCCUUUGUCCACAACUGCGUUAAGAACAACAUAUCUCAAAGUGCAAUUGCAAGAAAUUGAGGGAUUUCAACAUCUACGGUCCAUAUUAUCAUCAAAAGGUUCAGAGAAUCUGGAGAAAUCCAUCAGGCUUUCCCCUGACAGUUUGUCUAUGUUUUAGUUUUUUCCUCUGCAUUUGUCUUUAGUCCCUGUCUAGUGCUCUUAUUUUGUCAGCUUCCUGUCUUGUUCCCUGAGUGCUGUGUUCCUCCUCAGCUGCGGCUGAUUUGCACCUGGCCACACCUGUUGCCAAUCAGCCCGCUCCUGUUUGUACCUGCUUUGUCUUGUGUCAGUUGCUGGAUCAUUGUAUUGGAUUGUUGUUCUACCUGUUGUGUCAUUUUGUUAUAGCUCAUACCUGUUGUGCUACAUUUUGUCCUGGUCGUCGUAGCGGUAAGCUAUUAGCUAUUUCCAGUUUUUCUGUUUGUUUCCCACUAGCUUCCAUGCUAAAGUUCCUUUUUGUUUUUCUAGCUCCCAGUGCUAGCUCCCUUAGUUUGUUAUUCCGCCCACGUGCGUGCUUUUUGUUUGUUCUUGUUCUAUUAUUUAUAUGCCUGCCUCCGUCUCUGCAUCUUGGGGUUUGACAACAAAUACCCCUGACAACCACCUGUGUUUCCUCCGUGUUUAGUAUCUCCUGUCUUUAGUUCCUGUCUAGUGCUCUUUUUUUGUCAGCUUCCUGUGGUGUGUUCCUCCUCAGCUGCAGCUGAUUGGCACCUGGCCACACCUGUUGCCAAUCAGCCCGCUCCUAUUUGUACCUGCUUUGUCUUGUGUCAGUUGAUGGAUCAUUGUAUUGCAUUGUCGUUGCCACAUGUCACUCUUGUCGUGCUACCUGUCGUGUCGUUUUGUUACAGCUACUACCUGUCGUGCUACAUUUUGUCCUGGUCGUCGUAGCGGUAAGCUGUUUCGGUUAGCAUUAGCUAUUUCCAGUUUUUCUGUUUGUUUUCCACUAGCUUCCAUGCUAAAGUUCCUUUUUGUUUUUCUAGCUCCCAGUGCUAGCUCCCUUAGUUUGUUAUUCCGCCCACGUGCGUGCUUUUUGUUUGUUCUUGUUCUAUUAUUUAUAUGCCUGCCUCCGUCUCUGCAUCUUGGGGUUUGACAACAAAUACCCCUGACAACCACCUGUGUUUCCUCGGUGUUUAGUAUCUCCUGUCUUUAGUUCCUGUCUAGUGCUCUUAUUUUGUCAGCUUCCUGUCUUGUUCCCUGAGUGCUGUGUUCCUCCUCAGCUGCGGCUGAUUGGCACCUGGCCACACCUGUUGCCAAUCAGCCCGCUCCUGUUUGUACCUGCUUUGUCUUGUGUCAGUUACCGGAUCAUUGUAUUGUCAUUUGUAUUGUCGUUGCCACAUGUCACUCUUGUUGCGCUACCUGUCGUGUCGUUUUGUUACAGCUACUACCUGUCGUGCUACAUUUUGUCCUGGUCGUCGUAGCGGUAAGCUGUUUCUGUUGGCAUUAGUCAUUUCCAGUUUUUCUGUUUGCUAUCCACUAGCUUCCAUGCUAAAAAACAUUUUUGUUUUCUAGCUUCCAGUGCUAGCUCCCUUAGUUUGUUAUUCCGCCCACGUGCAUACUUUUUGUUUGUUCUUGUUUAGUUUUAAUUAAAUCAUGUUUUGAUAUUCUAAGCCUGCCUCCGUCUCUGCAUCUUGGGGUUCGACAUCAACUAAUAACUCUGACAAAAUCACUCCACUUAAGCGGCAUGGCCGGAAACCAACAUUGAAUGACCGUGAUCUUCGAUCCCUCAGACGGCACUGUAUCAAAAACCGACGUCAAUCUCUAAAGGAUAUCACCACAUGUGCUUAGGGACACUUCAGAAAACCACUGUCACUAAACACAGUUUGUCGCUACAUCUGUAAGUGCAAGUUAAAGCUCUACUAUGCAAAGCGAAAGCCAUUUAUCAACAACAUCCAGAAACACCGCCGGCUUCUCUGGGUCAUCUAAGAUGGACUGAUUCAAAGUGGAAAAGUCUUCUGUGGUCUGACGAGUCCACAUUCCAAAUUGCUUUUGGAAAUAUUCGACAUUGGGGCGAAGUUGGUAGAGUGGCUGUGCCAGCAAUCUGAGGGUUAUUGGUUCAAUCCCCACCUUCUACCAUCCUAGUCACGUCCGUUGUUUCCUUGGGCAAGACACUUCACCGUUGCUCCUGAUGGGUCCUGGUGAGCGCCUUGCAUGGCAGCUCCCGAUGACAGUGUGUGAAUGUGUGUGUGAAUGGGUGAAUGUGGAAAUACUGUCAAAGCCCUUUGGGCUCCUUAAUAAGGGGUAGAAAUGCGCUAUACAAGUACAACCAAUUUACCAUUUACCAUCGUGUCAUCCGGACUAAAGGGGAAGCGAACCAUCCAGACUGUCAUCGACGCAAAGUUGAAAAGCCAGCAUCUGUGAUGGUAUGGGGGUGCAUUAGUGCCCAAGGCAUGGGUAACUUACACAUCUGUGAAGGCACCAUUAAUGCUGAAAGGUACAUACAGGUUUUGGAACAACAUAUGCUGCGUCUUUUUCAUGGACGCCCCUGCUUAUUUCAGCAAGACAUUGCCAAGUCACAUUCAGCUCGUGUUACGACAGCUUGGCUUCGUAAAAAAAAGAGUGCGGGUACUUUCCUGGCCCGCCUGCAGUCCAGACCUGUCUCCCAUCGAAAAUGUGUGGCGCAUUAUGAAGUGUAAAUCCCGGACUGUUGAAGGACUGAAGCUCUACAUAAAACAAGAAUGUGAAAGAAUUCCACUUUCAAAGCUUCAACAAUUAGUUUCCUCAAUUCCCAAACGUUUAUUGAGUGUUGUUAAAAGAAAAGGUGAUGUAACACAGUGGUGAACAUGCCCUUUCCCAACUACUUUGGCAUGUGUUGCAGCCAUGAAAUUUUUAGUUGAUUAUUAUUUGCAAAAAAAAAAAAAAAGUUUAUCAGUUUGAACAUCAAAUAUGUUGUCUUUGUAGCAUAUUCAACUGAAUAUGGGUUGAAAAUGCAAAUCCUUGUAUUUUGUUUACAUCUAACACAAUUUCCCAACUCAUAUGGAAAUAUGGAGCGUCUAAAAACAUGGCGCCAAAAAGGCAGCCACUGUGUACAGUGUAUUAUAGCUCCUUUGUGUCCCUUUUUUGCAUGUUGAAUAACUUUAUUGUGAAGAGUAUUUAAACACUUUCUCAUGUCAAUAAACGUUAUAGGACUUUGAA
Nerophis ophidion (straightnose pipefish) is the source of this 5122-nucleotide messenger RNA. It is a transcript of the gene dmrt2a, whose product is annotated as doublesex and mab-3 related transcription factor 2a. Bases 150 to 1628 code for a protein of 492 amino acids. Lineage: Eukaryota; Metazoa; Chordata; Actinopteri; Syngnathiformes; Syngnathidae. The transcript is spliced from 4 exons. The record is from RefSeq and is a predicted model, not a curated record. Gene Ontology annotation, molecular function: RNA polymerase II cis-regulatory region sequence-specific DNA binding; DNA-binding transcription factor activity, RNA polymerase II-specific. Gene Ontology annotation, cellular component: nucleus. Gene Ontology annotation, biological process: regulation of transcription by RNA polymerase II; sex differentiation.